This is a messenger RNA of Cornus florida, 1278 nucleotides long. RefSeq names its product deoxyuridine 5'-triphosphate nucleotidohydrolase. Bases 277 to 969 code for a protein of 230 amino acids. The transcript is spliced from 3 exons. Gene Ontology annotation, molecular function: dUTP diphosphatase activity; magnesium ion binding. The record is from RefSeq and is a predicted model, not a curated record. Gene Ontology annotation, biological process: dUMP biosynthetic process; dUTP catabolic process. NCBI's taxonomy places the organism in Eukaryota, Viridiplantae, Streptophyta, Magnoliopsida, Cornales, Cornaceae.
AAAAAAAAAAAAUACGCGCACACAAAAUUGUGAACUUAAAGUUACAUUAGUAUCACUAGUGAGGUUUGUCUCUACUCAUAAGUUAGUAACAAAAUGAAAAAUAAAGUAUGACUGUACACGUAAGUAUUUUAUAAUACAUAAAUUUGGCGGGCAAUGCUUUUUCUUCAACCCCCGUCCCCAAGUCCCACAACCCCCAUUUAAAGCUUUCACGUACGUAGUCACGAAAGGAGUCACGAAGACGCUAUCGCAAUUCUCAAACCAAUCACCCCUAUAAAAAUGGCGGGAACACUUGGCGCCAUCAUCGUCAAAAAAAUCCCAUCUUUCGCGCCCAAUUUCACCCUAUAUAAAUCCAACUCUCCAAUUUCGAUCCCCGUUGAACCCUACUUCUGCAAAUACCCAAAUCCACGUCUUCUCCGUUUCUCUCGUUUCCUCGCAAUGGCCCAACGAGACCCACAACUCAUCAGCCACGAAACCGAAGAGCCCUCACCAAAGAUCCAGAAGCUUCACCAGAAUGGCGUCUCUAAAGCUCCCCCGCAGGCCAUCAUCCCUUUUUUCCGAGUGAAAAAACUUUCCGAGAAAGCUGUUUUGCCCUCCAGAGCAUCUCCUCUAUCUGCCGGUUACGAUCUUUCCAGCGCAACAGAGACCAAGGUACCAGCCAGAGGCAAAGCUUUGGUUCCUACAGAUCUAAGCAUAGCAAUACCAGAAGGAACCUACGCUCGAAUUGCGCCUAGAUCGGGUUUGGCAUGGAAGCAUUCGGUUGAUGUUGGUGCUGGGGUGAUCGAUGCUGACUAUAGGGGUCCAGUUGGGGUCAUCUUGUUCAACCACUCCGAUACUGAUUUUGAAGUGAAGGUUGGGGAUAGGGUUGCACAGAUGAUCAUUGAGAAGAUCUUGACACCUGAUGUUGUAGAGGUCGAUGAUUUGGAUUCAACUCUUAGAGGUGUUUCUGGGUUCGGAUCAACUGGCGUUUGAAAACCCACAAUCCUAGUGUUAUUUGGAGUAUAACUAACCUUCUUUUUAGUUUUAGCUUUAGCUUUUGUGGGACAUGUGUAAUUCUCUUUGUGAGUAAUUUUAUCGAACACAUGGUGGUCAUUUGGUACUUUGUUAGCUUAAAAUGUCUUGAAUGGCAGUGCAAUUAAAAAUCAACAAUACAUGUGUUUCAUUAUCCAUUGAAACAUUAUAGAAGUAUCGGGUGGGUAGUGUUACUGUAACCCUUUUCAUGGAUUUGUAAAUUUUGGGUAGGGUUACUUUAACCCUUUUUCAUAGAUUUGUCAAUUUUAA